This is a messenger RNA of Microdochium trichocladiopsis, 459 nucleotides long. Its product is annotated as YTH domain-containing protein. The annotation marks the transcript as partial. The record is from RefSeq and is a predicted model, not a curated record. Lineage: Eukaryota; Fungi; Ascomycota; Sordariomycetes; Xylariales; Microdochiaceae. Gene Ontology annotation, cellular component: nucleoplasm. Gene Ontology annotation, molecular function: mRNA binding; N6-methyladenosine-containing RNA reader activity. The transcript is spliced from 2 exons. Gene Ontology annotation, biological process: mRNA splicing, via spliceosome; regulation of alternative mRNA splicing, via spliceosome.
CUAGAAACCCGUUUCUUCGUCCUCCGCUCGUACAACUACGCCAACAUCUACCAGGCCCAGAAGACCGGCAUCUGGGCGACGCAGAAGACCAACGAGGACGUCUUCACGGAUGCGUUCCGCGUGUGCAGCAAUGUCGUGUUCUUCUUUGGUGUCAACACUGGCCCGUUCUACGGAUACGCCAAGAUGAAGACCGUCCCGUCCCCUUCCAAGCCCCAGCCAACAUGGUACCAAUACCUCAAGAUGGAAGCCACGGACCCGUUCGAGGUCGAGUGGCUCAGCACGGCGCCGUGCGAGCGGCACCACGUCGGCCACCUGCGCAACUCGUUCAACGACGAUCUCCCCGUGACGCGGUCCAGGGACGGGCAGGAGAUCUCCGAGGCCGCGGGCCUGGAGAUGGUGCGCAUCAUGAGCAGGGAGGCGAGGAAGAUACUCAACGGCGGUGUGUUUGGGGGCCAGUGA